Cricetulus griseus (Chinese hamster) is the source of this 637-nucleotide messenger RNA. NCBI's taxonomy places the organism in Eukaryota, Metazoa, Chordata, Mammalia, Rodentia, Cricetidae. The record is from RefSeq and is a predicted model, not a curated record.
AAAACCAAACCGAAGCAGCAGAAACCGCAAAUAAGUAAAUAAAUAAAUAAGUAAAUAAACAAAUAAGCACACAAACGAGGCAGCCCCGUCCCCCGAGGGGGAGCGCGCAGCGCUUGAACUCUCAGGACGGUCACAAACAGGCCAAGGCGGGCUCCGAGGCAAUAGUGGCAGACCUUCAUAAGAAGAUCAAAGAGGCCUUUGAAGUGUUUGACCAUGAAACAAAUAAUACAGUGGAUGUGAGAGAGAUUGGAACAAUUAUCAGGUCACUGGGAUGCUGUCCUACUGAAGGAGAGCUACAUGAUUUCAUUGCAGAGGUGGAAGAAGAGGAACCCACCGGAUACAUUCGUUUUGAAAAGUUUCUUCCAGUGAUGACCAAAGCACUUCUGGAAAGAAAAUACAGACCAAUUGGUGAAGAUGUCCUUCUCAGAGCUUUUGAGGUUUUGGAUCCAGCUAAACGAGGGUUUCUGACCAAGGACGAACUGAUCAAAUACAUGACUGAGGAAGGUGAGCCUUUUUCUCAGGAGGAAAUGGAAGAAAUGUUGUCUGCUGCAAUUGACCCCGAAUCAAAUGCCAUCAAUUACAGGGACUACAUAGCAAUGAUGGUGAUAGAUGAAAAUUAAACGCUCCAAAGACUUCU